CUCCAGCCUGUCGCCUCCACUCUCCGUCUCCGUCUCCCUCACUUUCCACAGUGCCCUUGCUUUCGCGUCUACCUUCCUCUCCCCUUCCCUCUUCCCUCUCUCUCCCCCCCCCCUCCUCCUCCUCCUCCUCCUCCUCUGUGCCGGACUCGCUCUCAUUCCCCGUCGCUCACACACACUCAGGCAGCUUCCUCCCCUCUCCACUCCUACCUUCACACUCACCUCUUCGCGCCUCCCUCUCCGCUCCUCUCGCUUCCUUCCUUUCCAUCACCUACUAACACAUAUCAUCUCCCUCGCAUCCCCCCUCCGUCUGCCGUCUCCCUCUCCCUGCACGCUGCCUCUCCUCCAUCUCUUCCAUUGUUCCCUCCUUCUCCCCAUACUCACCCUCGCACAAACGCACGCAUACACACACUCAUGCUGAUUGGCAGCCAAGGACAGAGCACCCUCUCUCUCGUACCGGCUACCGGGCAGUUUGCUGGUGUGGCCAGGCUACUUGACACUGAGCUCAGCUGAGGAAGAGGACUGGGACGAGGAAGAGGAAGAGGAAGAGGCCAUGGAGCACAACCACAUCUUUCCUGUUUUUCCCCAAAACGGGAGCGCCUGGGGCCCGGGGCAGCGCUCCUCCGAGGCUGCCCAGGGAUGCCCUCUAGGACCACUGCCUGUCAUCUACUACAGCGUCCUGCUGUGCCUCGGCCUGCCAGCCAACAUCCUGACGGUGGUCAUCCUGUCCCAGCUGGUGCUGUGUCGCCAGAAGUCCUCCUACAACUAUCUCCUGGCGCUGGCGGCCGCCGACAUACUCGUGCUGCUCCUCAUCGUCUUCGUCGACUUCAUCCUGGAGGAUUUCAUUCUGGCCACGCCGCUGCCGCCGUCGCUGAACAGCGCCGUGCAGGUGCUGGAGUUCUCCUCCAUCCACACGUCCAUCUGGAUCACCGUCCCCCUCACCAUCGACCGCUACAUCGCCGUCUGCCACCCGCUGCGCUACCACGCCGUCUCGUACCCGGCGCGCACGCGCAAGGUGAUAUUUGCCGUCUACUUCGGCUGCCUGAUCUCUGCAGCGCCCUACUACUGGUGGCCCGAGCUGUGGCACAGCCUGCCGGGGCAGGGCCGGGGCGGGGACGCGGGCCAGGGCAGAACCGCGGCCCAGCACGUCCUGGUGUGGGCCCACUGCGCCACCGUCUACCUCCUCCCCUGCACCGUCUUCUUCUCGCUCAACGCAGUCAUCGUGCGGAAGCUGCGCAGGCGCCGCAGCUGCUUCCGCCUGCGCGGCUACUCCACGGGCAAGACCACCGCCAUCCUGCUCGCCAUCACCUCGGUGUUCGCCGUCCUGUGGGCGCCGCGCACCCUCAUGAUCCUCUACCACUUCUACUCCUCGCCCCCGGCCUCGCAGGGCGCCGGCCGCCUGCUCCACACGCUCACCGACCUGGCCAACAUGCUGGCGCUGCUCAACACCGGCGUCAACUUCUUCCUCUACUGCUUCAUCAGCAAGCGUUUCCGGGGCAUGGCGGCCAACGUGCUGCGGGCGCUGGUCCAGUGCCGGAAGCAGCCGCCGCCAUUUUACGCCAGCCACAACUUCUCGAUCACGAGCAGCCCCUGGAUCUCACCAGCCAACUCCCACUGUAUCAAGAUGCUGGUGUAUCAGUACGACAAGAACGGGAAGCCCGUCUGCAUCUCGUCCUGAAGCGACGGCAGCUGCUCAACCCUGGGGGAAACUUCGGGUUUCGUCUCCUCGACAACCAGCUUUGCCUGCAUUGGGACACUUUGAGGCGCCAUAAUGUCGACAGGCCCAAAAGGAACGGGCGAUCAUUUAGCUAGCGUACGCGCUAACAGAGUGGUAGACUAGCGGAGUGGAAGGAGCAAACGGACGAUGAGUGUGAGCCGUUCACAAAGCGCCGACGAGCAUCGAGUAGAUGUUGAUUGUUCCCUCCAUGCAAAAAAAACCCCAUCGUCCUUCAGCGACUUUUAUGAGCCGCCGCUUGGAGGAGCGCCGGCGUCCCGUCUGCGCUGACAGGUAGACGAAUCCUCGGCGAAGCAUCGAGCAUCGCACGCCUGGUGAUUUCUCCGUGGAUAGUCUGCUGUACACUGCCGUCAACGAAGCAGAGAUCAGUCACAGUCUGGGCAUUAACCAUCUCACCCGCAGGGUGAUCCACUCAGGCACAGCCGCUGACAACGUGUCCACUGCCCUGGUCUCGAAAACAAUGUAGAACAGCGCUGUCACGUCCAGUUCAAUAUGCACACGGCCGCCGAAGCAACUGAAACGGGGGCUUUUUGGGGCCGAACGGCCGCCCUCGACGUUCCCCACCUGAGCGCUGGGUUCAUCCGACCAGUCAGCGAUGGCAGUGGAAGUGGUGCUGGACGUCGUAGUGCCAGUUCACACUCUGCUUAUCGUUGGUGAAGUAUUUAUUAAUGGUAGACUUGACUGUUAAUGUAGCUCCACUCAAGUACAAGACAAAAAAUAGGACUUGGGGACAGAGUAGCCCCAGGGUGUCAUGAAUCUAAUAAUCACAUUAUUAAUAUUAGAAGGAGGAAAUUUCUGCUAUUAGUAGAUAGUCCUCUGUUAAUUAUUAAUGAUCCUUCAUGACUUACUGUUAGCCAUUACCUGGAUGGGCUUAACGAAUGUACGCCUCUUUAACCCUUUAGCUCCGCGAGAGACAGACAGAGAGAGAGACAGCAGGACGAGCUGCUCUCUUGGCCUCUGGUUUGUUUUCCCAGUUCGGUGUGUUUUCUAUCCCACGGUGCCGCACUGAAAUCUCAGCUCCGCUCACUCUGCUGCCGGCCGACAGCGGCCCAGUAACGCUUCGCAGCGUAACGCAGUCACGAACGUCGGCUCGGUCUCGAGUCCUGCCCGGCAACAAACCAUAAAUGUGAACACACACACACACACACACACACCUUGCACCGUGCCAUAUUGCCCACAGAAGUAGCACGCUGAGAUCAAUGCACAUCCAUUCUGCAGACACCUUAGGGCAUUAGAGGUAUUCAUCUAUCCGGCGGGAGUGGAGCUGAGCCAAAGGGCAUUUCUGUUAAUACCCGCCUGAAGGGCUCAGACACAUCAGGCCGUUUUAAUGGAUAAAGCUUUAAAUCUGAUGAAUGGUAGGCGUGUCUGUCAUCGCUGAUAAAGUCGCGGCCUCCAAACUCUUGUUCGACACUCCAACAUCUGAGACCCUCGGGUGAUGGCUGCCUGUGUGUCUGCGCUCUUACUCUCACCUUGGCCAGUCGAAAAGCAAAAAAAAAAAAAGGCAAGACUCAUAGUUCUGACUGUUAUUCGCUUCAGUUCGGAAUGUUGCGGUAACAUUAGCCCAGCUUGUCCCGCGCCAAACAAUUAAAUUGCCCAUCCAGCUGAAUCUCAUAGUGUCUGUGAUGUGAAUGUUGCCCUCUCCCAUCCAUGAUAUUCUGGGUUAAACCUGAGAGGCAGAACAUACGAUGCAUGUACUGUAGGAUUCAUAUACGUUUAAUUCAAUCAAAGGACAUAUAUUUUAUAUAAAUAAGAAAAAUUAUGGAAAAAACCUGAUAGAAUCACAUAAACAAUGGCUGUGAAAAUAGCAAUAAGACAAUACUCUAUAAUGGUUAAAGCUAAUGGACCUGUGUAUUAUUGUAAAUAAAAUCUUUCAGUUUCUGCUCUAUUUGCACAAAUACUGACUGUCAGCUUACGAGACAGUUUGUCUGAUUUCCUCUCCCAUCGUGGGAGCGAGGGGCGAACCCCCCGUCUCUCUCCAGCCUCCCUCUUCCACUUCGAUUGUACACUCGACUGUUUUCAUUUCUUUCUUCUGCACAAAUUGAUUUUUCCUCAAAAUUGCAAAGUGAACGGUGGGAGUGCUGAUUGCCACCUGCUCCUCGCGGCCUCAAUCGCUGCUCCUGCCGCUCGUCCCCCUUUUCCACCACUUUAUGUCAAAGUGUCCUCCUCGCUCAUUAACUAAUUACCUUGCACUCCUCUGUGCUCCGUGUGCACGCUGAGCACGUUGGCCCAUCAUUUCUUAUCAGGUAAUUGAUCCAUGCUGUUGGAGGACCUUCGGUGGAAGGUGGUGUGUGUGGAGCGUUAUUUGAUGGAGAUGAAUGACUGAAGGGUCGAUAACUAGCAAUCACUCAGCAAGUUCCUUGACCUCCAGUCCAUCACAGUCACACACAGCAGGAUGUUGCAUUUCAUUUAGUGCUAAGGCAUUAAAUGGUGUGCUUUGAGUCUAAUCAAUACUAUCGAAUGUUUAAAACUGUACGAAGGUGGGAUCGCCAAAAUAAGAGCCCAGAUAUUAUAUGGGCUCCAGCCGGAGGAGCUAAUGUCUGACCAGUGUUGCCAUGACAUUCAGCUACACGUGUCAAAGCCGUCCAGUGUUUUGGGCAUGUUAAUGUGACAUUUGUGUGAGCGCCAGCAGCUCAAGGCAGACAUGCUGGGAAGCCAGCGUGGAGGAGGAGGGCGGAGCGCGCCGCAUGCAGGUGUCCCUUUGUGUCCCACACGGGAGCAGGUGGGAGGGUGCGGCGCACGCGGCGGGCGGAUGCCAAGAAAUCCUCCUCGCCGUGAGGAAAAUAAAUGCCCAGGAUCUCCAUUUUCUUCAGCCAGAUAUUAAAAAGAUAAGCAAACAUAAAUCAAUCAGAGGGGAAAAUUGUAUUUUCUCGCUCACACAUCCAGCUCUGCUCACUUUCCUCUCUGUCUCUCUCUCUCUCUCCCUCCCGCUCUACCUGCUUCGAAUGUGUGUGAGCGCGCAUGGGAGAGCGUGUGUCCGUACGUGAAGUCCGUGUUAGACAGAAUGAAGCUUUAAAACGUGUUCGUGCCAUAGGACCUGUAACGUAUGAAAUCAAAUAUGUAUUUGGAUAUUAAGUAAAUACAGCACAGUAUUAUAACAAUAUAUCUAUGAAUGUACAACUGACGCUUCUGGCAUUGUAUUUUUCUGAUUGUGAUUUUCUACACGAGGACCUUUUUUGAGCAGUCUUUUACCUCUCGCUCCAUUGGCAGUGUUUCAGAACCGUGCUUUCGAUUGUGCUGGAGUGAUCGUAGCCUCGCAGUAUUCCGUUUCCUCCUCCUAAUGAAUGUACUGACUCUAUAAAGUAUGUAUUAACGUGCUGUGAGAAGGUAUGCAUCUAAAUAUUUUUGAUUAAAGAAAUAAAGAAUCGCUAACGCCUCAGA
Messenger RNA from Betta splendens (Siamese fighting fish), 5110 nucleotides. It is a transcript of the gene gpr139, whose product is annotated as G protein-coupled receptor 139. Gene Ontology annotation, molecular function: G protein-coupled receptor activity. The coding region runs from base 551 to 1675 and encodes 374 amino acids. The transcript has 2 exons. Gene Ontology annotation, cellular component: membrane. The record is from RefSeq and is a predicted model, not a curated record. Lineage: Eukaryota; Metazoa; Chordata; Actinopteri; Anabantiformes; Osphronemidae. Gene Ontology annotation, biological process: G protein-coupled receptor signaling pathway.